Messenger RNA from Porites evermanni, 1014 nucleotides. Lineage: Eukaryota; Metazoa; Cnidaria; Anthozoa; Scleractinia; Poritidae. The record is from the annotation of a GenBank genome assembly.
AUGACAUCAUCUGGCCUGAUAGUAGUUGGAGCUGUUGCUGGUGGUUUGACAGCCAACCCAGCCAUUCUAGGAAGCAUAUCAGGAGCUGGUUUAGUUCUAAAAACAUUCUCUGAGACAAAAAACUAUAAAAGAAAAAUUGAGAUGGCUCUGUCUGCUUACACUUCUUACGACAAGACAUUAGUUGGUCNGAACAUGGGAGUGGUCUAAGGUGUGGGGUGUGGGGCGGGGUGGUUAGCAACACCAUAAAUCCAUUUGAUAGUUAAAGGAGGGGUUGUUGUUGUAGUAAAAGUUUCUGAAGAAAAAAAAAAAAGAUAGAUAGUUAGUGGGGUUCUUCUCUUGUCCUCCCUUUGGGCAAGGAGGGAUGGGGGGUGGGGGGGGGGGGGGGGGGGGGGGGGGGGGGUACUCAGGAUUUCAAGUGACGAGGAUGAUCGAAGGAUUUUUUUGGGUUUGAAAUUUUUGAUUCCGGGAUUUUUUUGGGUACGAAAAUUUGGCAAGUAUUUUUUUGGGUAGCUUGAUUUGAGUAGCGAUUUUUUGGGAUAUUAAAAAGAAUCGGUAGUGCCCUGGCUGCGUAGUUCUGCGAGUAAAGUACAAACAAGCGUGUUUUGCUGUUGUUUAAUAGUUAACUAUGGUGUCGCUUUACAUCUCACGUGUUAUACAACAGUCUGCAUUUUUGGUCCAGGGAUUUUUUGGGGUUUUGCUGGAAGCCCUAGGGAUUUUUUUGGGUCUUGACUUUUGGCUCCAUUAGAUCAUCCCCGUCACUUGAAAUCCCGAGUAACCCCCCCCCGCCCCCGCUGGGGUCUGAGGACUUCGUUGCGAGGGGCUACCUUUAACAAAGACGACUUCUUGAAGGAAAUGACAGUCCUCGAUGAAACCAUUGUCGAUUUUGCUCCAUUAGUGACAAGAUUUGAAAAGCAGUACGCUAAAAAGUUCCUCUCCUGUCCAACAGAAACUGUGAAACAAAAUGGCGAACAGUUUGAGACAACAACCUCGUCCCCAGGGCCUCUUGCUCAAUGA